Molecule: messenger RNA, 1620 nt
Organism: Penicillium odoratum
Lineage: Eukaryota; Fungi; Ascomycota; Eurotiomycetes; Eurotiales; Aspergillaceae
Product: putative mitochondrial DnaJ chaperone (Mdj1)
Exons: 3
Coding region: 1-1620 (539 amino acids)
Biological process (GO): protein refolding; response to heat
Cellular component (GO): cytoplasm
Molecular function (GO): ATP binding; heat shock protein binding
Source: RefSeq, a predicted model, not a curated record
AUGAACCCAUCCGCGGCAUUCCCAAAGGCCGCGGCCCUCCCCGCGCGUCUACUCCGGGCACAACCCCAAUGCUCGACACAGGCGAACCGUCCCUCUGCUUGUAGUGCGCCUCAGACACGAACUUAUCAUGUGGGAGCUUUUGCCUCUCCUGCUAGACGGCUGCGUGACAGCGCCUGUAGGAAGAAGGCUCCAUAUGUGAUCCUGGCCCGGCCCUUCCAAUCUACGGCGUUCCUUGCAAUUGCCGAUCCCUACAAAACCCUCGGAGUAGACAAAGGCGCCUCGGCAGGUGAUAUCAAGAAGGCAUACUACGGCUUAGCCAAGAAAUAUCACCCGGAUACCAACAAGGACCCGAACGCUAAAGAGAAAUUUGCUGAGGCUCAAUCUGCUUAUGAGUUAUUGUCGGAUGCCAAGAAGCGCGAGCAAUAUGAUCAAUUUGGAUCGUCCGCCUUUGACCAGAACGGCGGUUUCAACCCGAAUGCCGGAGGCAAUCCAUUCGCUGGUGCUGGAGGUUUCCACGGAUUUGGUGGAGGAUUUGGCGGUGGAGGAUUCGGAGGAGGCUUCUCGGGCGACAUUAACUUCGAGGAUCUAUUCGGUGCUUUCACUGGUGGUGCUCGUCGUGGCCCUCGUGGCCGACGCAACCCAUUCCAGGAGCAGAUCCUUGUCGGAGAGGAUAUCGAGGUUCAAAGUAACAUCUCCUUCAUGGAUUCUGCCAAGGGUAUCUCGCAGGAAAUCGUCAUUACUCCUUUGACGGAGUGUGGAACUUGUAAGGGUGAUGGGCUGAAGUCUGGCGCAAAACGGUCUCAGUGCAAGUCAUGCAACGGCUCUGGAACCCGUGUUCACUUCAUGCAGGGAGGCUUCCAGGUUGCUGCCACUUGCGAUGCCUGCGGAGGUGCGGGCAUGUCUGUACCCCGUGGAUCGGAGUGCGGUACCUGUAAAGGAGACGGUGUUGUCAGAGAACGCAAGACCUUGAAGGUGGACAUCCCCGCCGGUGUGGAAGAUGGCAUGCGGAUGAGAGUUUCGGGUGAAGGCGAUGCGCCUCCCACUGGAACAUCUGCUGCUCCUGGUGCCCGUACCCAGCGUGGUGAUCUCUAUCUCACGAUCCGUGUUGCUCCGGAUCGACGCUUCACCCGCAACGGAUCAGACAUCCUCCACACAGCUUCCAUCCCACUUACAACUGCUUUGCUGGGCGGUGAAGUUACUAUUCCCACUCUUGACAACGAAGUUAAGGUCAAGGUGGCUACCGGUACUGGUACCGGUGAUCGAAUCACCUUGUCUGGCAUGGGUAUGAAGAAAUUGGGAGGUGGCCGCUCUUCGCGAUUCAGCCCGACUGGUGAUCUGAAGGUUGAGUUCAAGGUUAAUAUGCCGAAGUACUUGACUGGUAACCAGCGAACAAUCCUGGAGGUUCUUGCCGACGAGAUGAACGACAAGACGGCUCGGCGAACUAUGAACUUCACCAAGGAUAGCCCUCCAAGUGGUACCAACAGUGACCAGAAGGGUGAAGGGUUUUUGAAGUCCGUGUGGCAUCGACUGAUGGACAAGGAGGGCGGUUCCACCAAGUCCGAGUCCAAGGACACCGAAGAUAAAAAGAACGAGAAGGAUGACUCGAAGAAGUCGAGUUAA